Rhea pennata is the source of this 5036-nucleotide messenger RNA. RefSeq names its product solute carrier family 2 member 9 (gene SLC2A9). The annotation marks the transcript as partial. Gene Ontology annotation, cellular component: plasma membrane. The transcript has 12 exons. The record is from RefSeq and is a predicted model, not a curated record. Gene Ontology annotation, biological process: monosaccharide transmembrane transport. Gene Ontology annotation, molecular function: hexose transmembrane transporter activity. Lineage: Eukaryota; Metazoa; Chordata; Aves; Rheiformes; Rheidae.
CCGGGGCCGCCCGCCGCCGCCAACCUGGUGCCGCUGCUGGAGGGGCGCCGCAAGGCGGGCAGGAACGAUUGGUCUGGCAGUCUUAUUGUCGCCUCUUUAGCUGGUGCUUUUGGGUCGUCCUUUCUAUACGGUUACAACCUCUCUGUGGUGAACGCUCCUGCUGUGUAUAUCAAGAGGUUUUACAAUGAAACUUGGCAAAGAAGAUAUGGCUUCUCAGUGGAGGAAGGCACGCUGACACUCCUCUGGUCCAUAACUGUCUCUAUUUUUGCCAUUGGUGGCCUUGUGGGUGCCAUUAUUGUCACCCCAAUCGUGAAGUUCUUCGGACGGAAAUGUACGUUGCUGCUCAAUAACGUAUUUGCAGUUGUGGCCGCACUGUUGAUGUCCCUCUCUUCAUUAGCGGGGUCGUUUGAAAUGCUUAUACUGGGCCGCAUUAUAAUGGGUGUCGAUGCAGGCAUUUCUCUAAGUGCUCUUCCCAUGUAUUUGAGUGAAAUAUCUCCCAAGGAAAUCCGUGGUUCAUUGGGUCAGGUCACAGCAAUCUUCAUCUGUAUUGGUGUCUUCACUGGGCAAGUGUUGGGGUUGCCAGAAAUAUUCGGGAAAGAAUCUCGAUGGCCGUACCUGUUUGGAAUGAUUAUUGUUCCUUCCUUGGUUCAAGUUGUGGUUUUGCCUUUCCUUCCUGAAAGUCCUCGUUACCUCCUACUUGAAAAGCACGACACAAGCAAGGCGGAAAAAGCAUUUCAGACCUUCCUUGGGAAAGAUGACGUUUCACAUGAAGUAGAAGAAGUUUUAUCAGAGAGUCGAGUCCAAAGAAACACCCAGCUGCUAUCAGUACUUCAGCUCCUGAGAACCCGUGCUGUACGAUGGCAAGUCAUUACCGUGGUCGUCACCAUGGGCUGCUACCAGCUCUGUGGGCUAAAUGCUAUCUGGUACUAUACGAACAGCAUAUUCAGUGAAGCAGGGAUCAACCAUGAAACAAUCCCGUAUGUUACCCUAAGUACUGGUGCUAUUGAGACUGUGGCUGCUGUUUUUUCAGGUUUAGUUAUUGAACGGCUUGGACGUAGACCUCUGCUCAUCGGAGGUUUUGGGUUGAUGGUCGUCUUCUUUGCAGUGCUGACAGUAUCUCUGACUUUACAGAAUAAUGUGCACUGGCUUCCUUACCUCAGUAUAUUUUGCAUUCUUGCAAUUAUUGCAUCAUUCUGCAUUGGACCAGGUGGGAUUCCUUUUGUCCUGACUGGAGAGUUUUUUCAGCAGUCUCAAAGGCCGGCCGCAUUCAUGAUAGCUGGGACAGUCAACUGGCUCUCCAACUUCGCAGUCGGACUACUUUUCCCUUUCAUUCAGAGUGGUUUACAGACCUACUGCUUCCUGGUGUUCGCUGGUAUCUGCUCUGCAGGAGCUAUCUACCUGUUCUUUGUCCUGCCUGAAACAAAAAAUAAGACACUUAAUGAGAUCAGCCAGGCAUUUGCUAAAAGGAAUAAAGUAUCUUUAGAAAUGCAAGAAAUGAACCACAAUCCAGAAGAAAGGAAAUCAAGUGCGGAACAAGAAUCAAACUUCGCUUCUUCAGUGGUCAAGGGGGAAACCAAGGCAGGAAUUGUAUAAAACAUGAAUAUUCUUCAGGGGUGGGGGGAAACGUGCUCCUCUAAUUCAGUGUGUUUAUAGCAGUGUGCAACUUGUAUUUUUGACAUUAUGGCAUGAGCUGCUUCCCCAUUUGAGUAUAUUUAAAGUGAGCGCGGAUGAAUUUGAUAGCAGCUAGGGUGAUCCUAGAGGAAAUGUAAGGCUGGCAUAGCAGCAGCUGAUUAAUUUGAUUAGAGCCAGAGGUUUUUGGGAAUCCCUGUAAAAUAGGUGCUGCGGUGAAUAGGGCAGGAAUCUAGAUUCAGAGAAGGGAACUGGUGAUGAAUUAUGAGCAGAUGCUGGCUGAGCACCUUGCUGCUCUAAUGGUGAGAAGUGUGCAGGGUUGUUGUGGAGGGCACAGAAGGAACUGGGGCUGCUAAAAAUCAACCCAGACAAACCUGAAAUGGUACCAGCUUGCAUUUCUCCCUGUUUCCUUAUAGUCAUUUAAGUUGCACAUGAAAAUAGAGGACUUGAAAGGCCACUUGUGACACUCCUCCUGCCUCCUAUUUUUUUUUCCAGCUAUUUAGACUUUUAGUUGCUUCAUCAAAACACCCCCAAGCUUCUUACAAAACAGAAAACCCCAGAUCCCAAAGGUUUUCCUUGUCUAGCUCUCAAAUACUCCUCAGCUAGUAGUAGGGUUGCCUGUCAUCUUUGGAUUGAUGACACUGAAUUUCUGGUUUAUUUUUUUAAGACUAGUUAUAGAAGCUUUGAUCUGAAGAGAAAACUAGACUUCAUGGUGAAUUGAAAGAACUAUGGUAGUAGGUGUAGGGUGCAGCAUUAAAAAAAAAAAAAAAAAAAAAAAAAAAAAAAAAAAAAAGUUUCCCAGCCCAUUAUAGCUGGUACAACAUUUUGGAGGAGAGAGAAAGGAGAACACGUUUUUUUCCUUUUCUUUUUAAACUCUUUUUGAAACAAGACAUAUGAGCCAAAAUUUCCCUGUAACCCAAUGAAAUGUCAUUUCUUAACACUAAGAUCUUCAAAUGAAUUUGAGUACCUAAUUCUUAUUUAAGUAUUAAUCUCUUUUGGGCAUUAAAUUCUGAAGCUCUGGGCCUAAUUCAUUUUUCUUAGUUUCAAAGCUACUUACUGCUUUAGAAAACUGCCUUCAGAGUCUGCUUAAUUUCAUGACAGAGAGACUUAGCAGACUCUCUGGGUUAUGUGAUCCAUUUCCUUCCACCUGGGAUUUUUUCAGUCAGAUCAUCUUUCUAGUGUGUAAUUGCAAGAAUAGUUUUCCUUGACUCUUUUGGACCUGGAUGCUGAGAAGGGUAGUAAGUACUUUUAAAUAAAAUAGCUGUUAUUUUAUAUGAAAAGUCAUUAAAUCUUAGCUGCUCUCUGUUAGGAGAGAGAAUAAUAACUUGCCUAAUAAGCAUGUGCAGCAUCUGGGGAGAGCCAGCUGCUUCUGCAAGGUAUAUUUACUAAUGCAGAAACUCAUGAAUUUGGGAUGUGUUGAAUAUGUGUAUAUAUAAAUACAUAUCUACACAUAUAUACACCUGGUAUAUAUUAUAUAUAUAUAUGUGUGUGUGUGUGUGUGUAUGUGCGUGCGCGCGCGCGUGUGUGUGUAUAUAUAUAUAUAUAUAUACACACACAUAUACAUAUAUAUAUAUAUAUACACACACACUCGCGCGCGCGCGCACAUACACACACACAUAUAUAUUUUUGUAUGUAUGUAUGUAUAUUGUGGAGAAUAGCUUUCCAAUACUAGUUUUAUUCAGAUUUCCCUGAGCUGUAAGAUGUUUAUUCUUUUAUUCUACAUUGCAAAUUAAAAUCAGAGAACUUAAUGUUCACCUAUUACUGCUAAAUGAUAUGUACAGUAUACUGUGAUUUAUUUAUUUGUGACAUAUUUACUGCACACAUUGUAAACUGACAAUGUAGAUCAUCUAAUAGAGCAAUUUCAUUACUGGGUAAUAAGAAAAAAAAAGGUGUGAUCCUGUAAGCAAGGAUUUAUGCUCUUUUAUUGGGACAGAGGCACAGUAGUCAGUAAGAAAAUGAGUAAAGAAAUAUGAGUAAGAGAAUUAAGAAUGAGGAAUCAGACUUAUGAUACUGGUGCUAUAAUUAAGAAAUAGAGUGAAUCAGAAUUAUAUCAACUGAAAAUCAUAUAUAGAAGCUAAUCAAAUACUAUAGAGAAAAAGGAAGCAAGAUGUCUUCUCUAGUAACCACCUGUAGAAUUAUAGGGCAAAUGGGCAUAUCCUCUUUCAAUAGGCUUUAGUUGCCUAUUCCAGAUGUUAUCUGGGGCUUUGUGAGCCUUGCUAUGUGGGUGGCUGCGUGAAAAUCCUCCUGAAUGCCACCUCUCUACUCAGAUUCAGAAAAAAAAAAAAGUCUUUUCCUUCUGCCUAUAGGGCAUUUAUUAGUGGGCAAGUUCAGACCUCCUCAUUCCAAGUGGGAAGAACCUUAUUUUGCAUUUAGUGCCACUAACGGGAUAGGAUGUGAUUCUGAGUCAAUGUGGCAGAGCUGGAAUCCAUUAUGGUUGUUACAAUUAACAGAAUUUAGUGCUUAAUGCUGUUCUUCAAUGCGCAUUAUAGGCAGUAGUUGAUGGUAAUGUUGCCACUGGAUCACUUUGAUAUGGAUACGGGUAACUUUGCCAUGUUGGCCUGAUACAGCAGUCAUACUGGAUUUCAGCAACAAGAUGAAAUCAUCUUAGAGUUACUCAGCCAGUUGCAUUUGGAGGCCAAUUCUGAGCAGGUUAGUAAAGAGAUGGUUCGAUAGGAUUUCCCAUCAUAACUCAGGGGCUUGUACAGUAUUACCCACAGGGGUCUGUGGUGGUCUCUUCUGCAACCCUGUCUGCCCGUCUCUUGCCAUACCUGAGCUAGGUGCACUCCAGAUACGUGCUUUCUGAGCUGCUACACGGAGAGCCGCGGCAGACUGAGUCCACCAUGGGGCAACAGUUACGUGCCUCUGCAGCAGUUUGUUCAAGUGUAUGGUACAGAGUAAAAGUGAUUCCAGUUGCCAAACAUGUAUUUCUGCAGAUGUUUUGCUUACUGUCUGGGGAAGGCAGCUGCAGUCUCCUCUGCCUUGGGUUUUGGAAGUUUCUGAGGAAAGCUGAGAUGUGCAGGAACUGCACAGCUUUCUCAUCUCUGACCCUAAUGAGUUUUGAGUUGUUCUUAAAGUUGUCCAGCAAUGUUUUUUUUCUUUUUUUUUUUCACUGUUAUGCUGCUAUAGCUUCUCCAACAAUGAGAGGACAAAAUGGAAAAUAUCAACCAUUUAUUAUCUGGUUUUAUUGUUGAACGUAUCAAAAUGUCUCUAGCCCAUGCAUUUGAAAGUGAGAACACUUUCUGCAGUGCCACAUUCUGCUCUCCUGUCUGUGACUGAGAACGAGAUCUGGCUCGACUGUGUUUCUGUGUAUAUGAGUACUGCAAGUGGGUAGUGUGUGUUUGAUCAGUUAUGUCCACACACACAGUGACUGCAAAAAUAAAACUUCUUUGGAAUAAAAUUGAAAAAAA